Drosophila busckii is the source of this 595-nucleotide messenger RNA. RefSeq names its product 40S ribosomal protein S24 (gene RpS24). Gene Ontology annotation, biological process: translation. The transcript is spliced from 2 exons. Gene Ontology annotation, cellular component: ribosome. Gene Ontology annotation, molecular function: structural constituent of ribosome. NCBI's taxonomy places the organism in Eukaryota, Metazoa, Arthropoda, Insecta, Diptera, Drosophilidae. The record is from RefSeq and is a predicted model, not a curated record. The coding region runs from base 101 to 499 and encodes 132 amino acids.
UAGCUUAACAUAGCCUUAACUUCUUCUUCUUUCUUUUACAGAUUCGUGUUCGCUAAGCAAGCGUGCUUAAAAACGUUUCGUGUGUUUUUAAAGAACCAAUAUGGCGACCGGCACUACAGCUACAAUCCGCACCCGCAAGUUCAUGACCAACCGUCUGCUUGCCAGGAAACAGAUGGUCUGCGAUGUGCUCCACCCCGGACUCUCGUCUGUUAACAAGACCGAGAUCCGCGAGAAGCUCGCUGCCAUGUACAAGGUGACACCCGAUGUUGUCUUUGCAUUCGGUUUCCGCACAAACUUCGGUGGCGGCCGUUCAACUGGCUUUGCCCUCAUCUACGAUACUUUGGACUACGCCAAGAAGUUCGAGCCCAAGCAUCGUCUGGCUCGUCAUGGCCUGUUCGAGGAGAAGAAGCAGACCCGCAAGCAGCGCAAGGAGCGUCGCAACAGAAUGAAGAAGGUCCGUGGUACUGCCAAGGCUAAGAUUGGUACCGGCAAGAAGUAAACUUCCUAAAUUGAAUGUCUGUGUUUGGACAAUUCCAAUAAGCUGCUGGUUAUGCAUUAGUUUCACUUUGUAAUAUAAAAAACAGACAACAAUUAA